Molecule: messenger RNA, 1694 nt
Organism: Folsomia candida
Lineage: Eukaryota; Metazoa; Arthropoda; Collembola; Entomobryomorpha; Isotomidae
Exons: 5
Coding region: 153-1574 (473 amino acids)
Biological process (GO): regulation of transcription by RNA polymerase II
Cellular component (GO): nucleus
Molecular function (GO): RNA polymerase II transcription regulatory region sequence-specific DNA binding; DNA-binding transcription factor activity, RNA polymerase II-specific
Source: RefSeq, a predicted model, not a curated record
AAUAAUUAAUUAAUUAAUAGUUAACUCUUACCUGGACAAUUAACCAGUCUAGUUAAGUUAGUAAUUUGAACUUAAUGCAUAAUGUGAAAUCUUUACUAUGCAGUUGGGUGGCCAUCAAUCAACUAAAUUUAUAAAAGACAAUUAAUUAUAAUAUGGAAUUAAUGUGUCUCUUCUGCUCUGCGCCUAUCCCCGCAUUGUUACAUGAACCCUCACCAACCCAGACGGAUAAGACACAUUUCGAGCAAAUAUUCCGAUUACUCUCGACCUCUUUAUCCGUGGAAGAAGGCGUCGUGACCUGUUGGAACUUUGAAGAUGAAGGCCUCCCCUUCUGCCCCCCUUGCUACGACAAGGCCCACUCCUACUGGGCCUUGUCUCAACAAAUGGACUCCAUUCAGCUCCAAAUUACCAUGAUACUCGAAGAUUUUAAAAAUAUCGUGCGAAAUUCUGCAAAAAGAAUUAAACAGGAGGAAGGAACAAGUCUUAUCGCCCCUGUAAGGUCGACAAGAUUCGACAAUUUUAGACAGCAAGUCCUCUUCAGUACUGGACAAAACAGGGGGAUUUGUUCACGAAGGUUGGCCAAAAUUACUGGGCUAGGAGGAGGCAGUGAUUCGGCGUCAUCGUCGAGUUGGGAUGAGCUGUCGAAUGAUGAUGUCAUGGAUGGAUCACCGAAUUCUUGUUCAGAACAAUCAGAACAAGGUGAAACCGUGCUAUCACUUUUCAGUACAAAUCAUGGCGACAUAAUAUUUAACUGUGAACCUGCACCUUGUACGAAUAGUGGAAGUGACUUUGUAAAUGAAUUACUACAAGAUCCUGACGAUCUGAAGAGUGCUUACAACCCUCAGUGGACAAGAUCAAUUGAUAACAUUGAUAUGUUUGGCUACAUCCAAGUCUUCAAACCUAAUUCUUCCUUUAAUUAUUGGAAAUGUGGCGCAGACGAGUGUAACUAUAAGUUUACGAAUGAAGACAAAAAUGAUCCAAAACGAGCAAUGUCGCGACACAUUUUGAGCGAACAUUAUAAUUGGAGAAAUUGUCCGAGAGGUUGCGGUGUUACAUUUAAAUCCGAAGCAGAAACGGAAAACCACAUUUGUCAAGGAUCCAAAAAGAAAACUACAAAAACGUGCAAGAAAUGUCAAGUUAUUUUCCAAAAUCUCAGCCUGCUAAGGGUUCAUAAAUGUCAAUCAAAGGAUGUUCCCUUAUUAAGUAAUUGUGAAACAAGGGAUACUGAACAUUCAUCUUCUACAAUGGAAAGGAGACCUAAGAAUAAGAAAUUGCCCUCAACUUUUAAAUGCGAGGUUGAAAACUGUUUACAAAUAUUAUCAAGCAAAGCUGCCCUUCAAAGACAUAUAGAUCUGCAUACUAAAUCACCGGAAGAAAGGAAAUCUACAGUUUGUGAACAUUGUGGAAAAAGUUACUCGAAAUCCCAGCUAGUGCAGCAUUUACGCAUAUCUCAUGGGGUAGGGACUCCAUUGACCAAGUUUCAAUGUCCUUGGCCAAACUGCACGAAAAGUUUUCCACACUUGACCAAAUUAAACCGACAUACAAAAUCCCAUGAACCGAAGAGAAUACAAACUUGAUCUUAGGCCGUACCAGUAUUUUUAUAUCGCAACAUUGUAUACUUGUAAUGUAUGGAACUUUUUAAGAUGAAACCAACUGAUUUUAAUAUUUGUAUCUAAUAAACUAUUGUAAGUAAUUUA